Messenger RNA from Contarinia nasturtii (swede midge), 1834 nucleotides. It is a transcript of the gene PIG-L, whose product is annotated as N-acetylglucosaminyl-phosphatidylinositol de-N-acetylase. Lineage: Eukaryota; Metazoa; Arthropoda; Insecta; Diptera; Cecidomyiidae. The coding region runs from base 448 to 1422 and encodes 324 amino acids. Gene Ontology annotation, biological process: GPI anchor biosynthetic process. The transcript is spliced from 3 exons. Gene Ontology annotation, cellular component: endoplasmic reticulum. The record is from RefSeq and is a predicted model, not a curated record. Gene Ontology annotation, molecular function: N-acetylglucosaminylphosphatidylinositol deacetylase activity.
UUGCCAAAGGAGGAAAACAACAAUUGCAGCGCAGCGACAGUGUUAGCAAUAGAAGAAAAACCACAUAGAGUGUGGAAAAAAGAAGUUCGCAAAAUUUUGCUGUCAACAAUCAAAAAUAGAUUAAAUUUUCAAUUUAUAUGUCCAAAAUAGUGUGUGCGAGAAAAAAAAGAGAGAAGAAGUCAAGUGUGAGCUUGACGUUCAUUGAAUAAAUUUGGAAUGAAUGAAAAUUGUGUGAAUUUGCGACCGUGUGACGAAAAACGAAAAGACAAUUUGGUGCUAUGUGAUUUGACCAACGCAUCGUUUGUUGUGGCAACAAAGUGAAUUUUUGUGCAAAUUAAAACAUCACGAUUUCUCGGAAUUGGAAAGCAUUUUUUUUUUUUAAUUUUUUCGUUCGCUUUUUGUUUCGUUUUGUGAAAACAAAAUUUGAUUACCAAAUGAAUUUCGGCAAUGAAUGAGGCGAUCACGUCACCGUCAUCAUCGCCGCUGCCAUCAACACCAGCCAAUCGUCACGAAUUAGCAUUAAAUCAAAGCCAAAGUUUCAAUUUAAGUGAAAUCAUUUUUAAAGUUUAUAAUCAGGCCGUGUGCCAUUCAUUUGACGCCCUGGAGCAUAUUGUGGUGUGUAUUGGAUUUUACGCAAUUCUAUGCCUGAUUGUGUAUAUAUUGAUCUUUCGAAAAUGGGCAACACUGUGGAAUCGAAAUGCGACCAAUGUUCGAUUUCCAAACACAUGCAAACGUGUUUUAUUCAUCACAGCCCAUCCGGAUGAUGAAUCCAUGUUCUUUGGACCAACCAUCGUUUCACUUACCAAACGACCCGAUUGCCAUGUCUAUAUUCUCUGCUUAUCCAAUGGCAAUCAUGGAAAAUUGGGCCAUCAGCGUCAACGUGAAUUGUGGGACGCGUGUAAAAUUUUACAAAUUCCCGCUGAAAAUAUAACAUUAGUAAACGCCACAUUGUUACCUGACGAUCCGACUGUGACCUGGAAACCACAAAUAAUCGCUAAGCAAAUACUGAAACAAGUUCACAGUUUGGACAUUGACACAAUCAUCACAUUCGACCGGGAUGGUGUUAGUCAUCAUGCCAAUCACUGCGCAAUAUUCUACUCAAGCAUAUCGAUUUAUGUGGCAAAUCUUUUGCAUGAAGGUUGUCGUUUAUUCACAUUGGAUUCGGUGAAUGUGUGCCGAAAAUAUUCGUUCCUCUUUGAUUUAUUGUUAAGCAUGACCUUAUCAAAUACAUGGUGCAUAGUAGGUUUGACGGAUUUUUGUCGAAUUCAAAAAGCAAUGCGCGCACAUCACUCACAAAUGGUAUGGUUUCGACGAUUAUACAUCAUAUUUUCGCGAUAUAUGAUCAUCAAUACGUUGCGAGAAAUUCAAUUGUCCGAUGCCGAACUGGAAAUGCAAAUCGAUUCACUACAAAAAUCAAACUGAACAGUAUCGUCGUGUGGGACGAAAGACAACCAAAUUAUAACACCAAACAACAACUGCUUUACCUUUCUAGAAAACAUACAAAUUAAUCAACACAAAUCUAUGGUUAAAUAAUUUAGAUCAAAUUUAUUGUAGAGACGAAAGAGAGAGAUAGAGGAGUAGAGGAAAAAUGGUGUACUUUAUGAUAGAGAUUUAAGAUGGCAAUAAUUACUUUAAUAAGCCCAAGCUACCACAAUGUUCAAUUCUAGUCCAUGGACACAAUUGCUUUUUUUUCCAAUUUUUUUCUCUUUAUAUAUAUGGCAUUGAAUUUUUUUUUCUUCGGUACUUGAAUUGAUGAAGAAAAAAACAUAUUUUUGAUAAUAGAAACAUGUUGGGAAUUUAAUGGAUUAAAUGUUUAAUGAAAUUUAGAAAAAAA